This is a messenger RNA of Quercus robur (English oak), 831 nucleotides long. RefSeq names its product ferredoxin C 2, chloroplastic. The record is from RefSeq and is a predicted model, not a curated record. Gene Ontology annotation, molecular function: iron-sulfur cluster binding. Bases 63 to 629 code for a protein of 188 amino acids. Lineage: Eukaryota; Viridiplantae; Streptophyta; Magnoliopsida; Fagales; Fagaceae. The transcript is spliced from 6 exons.
GAAAAGCAAUAGACAUUAAAGUGACUGAGACAAAGAGAUAGAUAGAUAGAGAAAUAAUAUCCAUGGACUUUCUUAGACUUCCCUGUAAUUCCUGCACUUCGCUGUACCGGCAACUCUCUUCGCCGAAGGCUUACAAUCACCGCUUUAGUUCAUUGAAAUGUCGCCGCGAAAAAACGACGUCGGAGCUCCAAACGCAGACCGGUCGAGCCGGUAACAACAACAACAACAACAACUUCUCCCCCUCGAUCCCGACCCAUAAAGUCACUGUUCACGACACACAACGCGGAGUGGUUCACGAGUUCCUCGUGCCCGAGCAGGACCAGUAUAUAUUGCACACAGCUGAAUCUCAAAAUAUCUCGCUUCCAUUUGCUUGCAGGCACGGUUGUUGUACUAGCUGUGCUGUACGUGUAAAAUCUGGACAAAUUAGACAGCCUGAAGCGCUAGGAAUAUCUGCAGAAUUGAAAUCAAAGGGGUAUGCACUACUUUGCGUGGGCUUCCCAUCAUCUGACCUUGAAGUAGAAACACAAGACGAGGAUGAGGUGUAUUGGCUUCAAUUUGGAAGAUAUUUUGCCCGAGGACCAGUUGAGAGGGAUGACUAUGCAUUGGAACUGGCCAUGGGAGAUGAAUGAGCAAAUGUACAAUAUCAAUAUAGGAAUGAGGAUCCAUGGAGAGAAACAUGUAGAUUGUAUUUUGUUCCCCUCCCUUUUUCAUAUUCCAUUUCAAUUUUUGCCCAAAUUCCUUUAUUUUCGGUCCUUUAAUGUAUGAAUGUUACUGAUUAAAUAUUCCACGCUAUGUACGUUCAGCUAGUAGAUUCCAUAUUGCUGUUUUGAA